Messenger RNA from Linum trigynum, 3301 nucleotides. The record is from the annotation of a GenBank genome assembly. Lineage: Eukaryota; Viridiplantae; Streptophyta; Magnoliopsida; Malpighiales; Linaceae.
CAUCAGCCUUCCGCUGCUCCCCUUAAUUUUCGCUGUUCCUUCUUCUUUUUUCCUUUUCCAACCGUCGGCUCCUACAUUUUUGCACUGUUUCCCCCUUUUUAUUUAACCGUUCUUUCUCGGUUGUUUCUUCCAAUUUUUUUUCUCUCUCGAUCGCUCUUACUCAAAAGGCCAGAACAAUAUCUCCAUAGCCUGCUUCUUCGGCCUCAAAUUCUCCUGUGUACUUCCGUUCUAAUCAAUACCCACCAAUGAUGUUCCAUUCUUAUGCGAUCGAUCAGGACGGGGACGAGUGAGGCGUUCUUCCUCUAUUCGGUCGAUGCUCGUGAAAGGAAACGACGCGGCUUAACAGUCGGCGACUCGGCGAAUGCGGCCUGAAAAGUCAAUACCUCGUCGGGAAAGGCAACGACGCGGACAAAUUGUCGCCGACUGCAGCCUGCGAAGCCAAGAGUCUCUUGGGUUUUUUUUAUUUUCACGAGGUCUUGGCCAUUUAACAACCAGAGCCAGCAAGCCCCAAUUGAAUCUCCUCUCCUGUGGAGAAAGCUACGAAGUUAUAGCAAAAGUUGGAGAUGUGAGGGAAGAUUGGAGCUACAUAAGCUGCACUACAUAAGCUGCACUAAAUAUUGCCGCUUGAAAUGCAUCCUCAACACCCUCCAUGUAUUCCGAGAUAACUUCACCAACUCACAACAACAAUUAUAAAAUCUUUUUGCUACAGAUAACAAAGCUAUAACCAAGAACAAAAUUGCAGGUACUGAGUCACUCUAUUAGUGAAGGACAAUAUAGGCAUACCCAAGCUUUUUCUACUAGGCCAUAUGGGCAACUCAUGAGGGUACGUACGUAAAGAAGGCCUGUUUUCCAUAAAUGUCGACUCCAUGUUGCAUACUAUAUACACAUAAGUAGAGCUUGAUAAGAACAUUCAAUCCAUUGUUGUCCAAGUAGAGCUUAGAUAAGAUAUAUCCAUUGUCAUCCAGGUAGAUUUAUGCAUUGCAAAACAAGAUUUUUUGAACCUUCCCCACUAGAAAAAAGAUAUUACUAAUUAAACAGUUAUGCAGGAGGAUGAAGAACAAAGAAACACCACCAACAAGUAAAUUCCUCAGCAUCAAACUCGACAAAGCAAUCUGUCCGCCAAUCAACCCUUUGUUUUCAAGGCAGUAAAAAAAGUACAGGGGCUGGAUUUGUAGCAAGAGUCUCCCUCGCCAUUCAACAACAUUUAUCAUGAUUCUAACUCAUCUGAUUCUUCUGUAACUAAUCAAAUUCAGCAAUUCAAUCAUUUCAAUUCCAUUCUAUUUCCUACACUUCUCCACAUCCGGAAACCAAUGAGGAAAGGAAAAUCAAGUUCGAAAUAAGGAUGGGGCGUAAAGAGGGAACUGCCUGCCACUGGAGACUAUCUGGCACCGAGAGGGAACAUAGGGGUCGUUUGGAAGUUGCGAUUGUUAAAUAGAUGUAUUGUUGAGAAUGCAUGUAUAAUAUUAUACAUGUAUUGUCGAAUUUGAUGCAUUGUAGAAUACAACGUUUGGUAUGUGUGAUUGUGUAUGUCGCAUCAGCUAAAAGCUGAGACAAAACAAUCUCAACAAUCACAACUAAAAGUUGAGAUAUAACAAUCACUCAAAAUGAGUGAUAGUUUCUGUCACAUCAAAGAAACAAUCCAUGUAUUGUUUCUGCUAGAAAAACAAAAAAACGAUGCAUUGUAAACAAUACAUGCAUAAUGACAAUCUCAACAAAACAAUCGCAACUUCCAAACGACCCCAUAUAUACAUGGGCGUCGUGAUAGACCACUAUUAUUGAAUAUAUUAUGCAAAUUAGGACAUCAGUCCUACUCAAAUGCAUUCUAAGUAAUACCCGGCCAAAGGCCGGGCACCAAGCUAGUAAUUAUUUAUAUACAUCACUUAAAAAAAAGAGUCAGGGGUCUCUCUUCCAAAACCUUCUUACCACGAAUCCUCUUCAAACUAGUAUUGGGCCCGGCCCGUUGGCCGGUGGAGUACAAAACUGAUGUGUAUAUUGUUGUACUAUAUUGGCCGCUGGAGUAAAAAAUACUCGAGCAAUAUGAAUUCUUAACUUUAACCAUUUCAUCAAUAAGCAUUGGUCAUAAGAUCCAAGAUCCAUCUCUAUUACGCAUUAUGUUGAAAGGUAAUUGUCAUGAGUCUUUAUUAAUAUGAAAGUUAGCAUAACUUGAUAACUCAUGGGAAGCAAUAAGGCUAUUGCAACAUCAUAGUCACUGGCAUUUGAAAUCGCUGAUGUCCAAAAGUAACACACAGACUACCUGCUGGCAAGGAAAACUGGAAAUUUAUCUUGGAGGUGUGACAAACUCAUGGACAGUAAACUGGUGAUGUAAUCAACCAAACAGAUUCAAGCUAUUUCCAACUUCAAAGUCUAUUGUCUUUGGAAAAUGAUAAACCUACAAUCUAAAUGUUCAAAAAUUUUAAAAACCAAAAGCAUCCAGAAAUAGCCCAUACAUGAGCAACAUAAUACUAACCACAAGGUUUGCAAAUUUGGCAUAACAUACAUGCAAUGAUCAUCAUUUAUAGCAUGAUCCACCUUAUCACUCAAAGAAAUAAAACUAAACAAAUUGUUAUACUAACAAAUAUAUUGUCUUAAAUGUCAACAAAAGCAGAAUCGGACUCUAACAACGUCUUGAAAAAAUCUGAUGGAGUGCGUUGCUCAAGAAGUUUAACUUUCCCACCCUUACAACAUAAAGUGAAUUGGGGGGUAUACAAUAUACAUCUUCCCUAGUUAGCCAGGUGCUUUCACAUCUCCAAAAAAACAGCACCACGGUAUUGCCAUAACCAAUCAGGAGUGUCAAUCGAUAAUUCUUAUACUAUGGAAUAAUUGUAAUACAUAUAUAUGGAUUAAGUGCAUUCUCAUGUAUCCAAACUAACAAAAGAUAAUCAAAUCCAGAUCAGUUACCGCAUCGAUAAAUGCUUUGGGAAUUCCAAAUUUCAUUCGUUUUUCACAAAUAUAAAUCAUUCUUGUAGCUCGGUUACGCUUAGGCUGGCCUUCCAAGGAACAUCAUCUGCUGUAUAAUAAUAGAAACAGUCGAUAUGCCGCAAAUAAAGUGAGAGAAAGUUGAAAAAAUAAGCAAAUCACUCUUUCUUUCAUACAAUAAAUGGAAGAAUGGAAUGAGUUGUAAGGGAAGAGAGUGGAGGAAGCUAAGGGGUUAUUGACUACAGAACUCUUACUACCCCACUACUUGCAGAAAUUUUUUAGCACAGAUAACAACCACCACCACAUCUCCCUAAAGAGGAUCAAAGUCCAGAAGCCCUGGAAGGAAAAUCAAACAUAGAAGAUCAAAUAAAUUAUCCAUUUUUAU